Fusarium redolens is the source of this 1331-nucleotide messenger RNA. RefSeq lists its product as uncharacterized. The transcript has a single exon. Lineage: Eukaryota; Fungi; Ascomycota; Sordariomycetes; Hypocreales; Nectriaceae. Bases 79 to 1254 code for a protein of 391 amino acids. The record is from RefSeq and is a predicted model, not a curated record.
GCGGCCAAUUUGCUUUCUUUAAUUGGCUAUAUAUCCCUGUCGUGACGCCACUGGAGGCUUGUUACACUCAAAGAGAUAAUGGCUAAUCAUACACUUCUCGAUAAUCUGCACCUCUUCUAUGAUACUGGCGCCCGACUCCUAAUCUGCACCAGAGACAGCUGUCAAUUCGCACUUUCCAAUGGCCCAUCCCGCGUAACAACAUAUCUCCGCGACAAGCAUAACGUUUCCACCGAAGCAAGAAAAGGGCUAAGUCAGCUUCUUAAAUCUCUAUCCCCCAGGCCGCUAGACCCUGAUAGUGCAUCAACUUUGGCCGAUGGAACGGCCGAACACGAUAAGCUACGAGUCUAUGAAGGCUUCGCUUGUAUUAACUGCCAGUUUCGUACCAUAAACAUCCAGUCAAUACGGCGCCACCAGUCCAACCCACCGGAUGAUUGUGGAUCUAAAGCCAGCCCCAGUCGCUCCAGUCGCCGUCGCGACCUUGACCAGCAGUUUGAGUGUGUCUACCUGCAGACAUGGACCACUGGGUCAACACGGAGAUACUGGAUCAUCAACAGAGGUGGAAGUAUGAUCCGGCAGGUAGAUAGCCCUGCAGUACAGGCUCACCUGCGCAGUGUGCCGACACGGGAGUUCAACCGAGGAAAACUUCCCAACGAGAUGACGGCGGCGCCUCCAGUCGCACCGGCCGACACGACGGCAUUUGCAUUACAGACGCCUUGGCUGGAACGAACCGGCUGGGACCGAACGUAUAGCAAUAAAGACCGCCGUGAAGUACUUACAGCCCUAACACGUACCUUCACAUCUCCAGGCAGACGGGAACAUUAUAUCGGACACGGCCAACUAUACGGUCUUGACGAAGACCUCGUGAGCCCAGGUGAGGAUGAGGAUAGGAUUGCCUGCCUUGUUCGUCUGGUAGAUGUGAUGAUAUGCCGGUGCGAGGAGACAGCGAGGAAGACAAGCCGACACACGCUCUGCUGGCUCAGAAGCACAAAAGCGUCGUCAAUCUAUAGCAAGCCUUUCACCCUCGUGCAACCAUCAUCGUCGACCAAGUACCGGCUCUUAUUGAAGCGAUGUCUGGCAAUGGUCCUACGCAUCUAUCGGCUUCCCCCUGACAAGCGCUUUCAGGUAACGGGCCUGGCGCUGACUAGGAAGCAGUUACAGUUCCUAGAUGCUAUCUGGACCCAUGAGGCCCUCGGAGGCUUGGCUACCCUAGAGGAGCUCGCAGGGAGGUACCUACUGUGCUUCAGAUCCCGCUGACGGGAUGACCUCUUGAAAGUAAAUGCGCCUUUGUGCCGAUGAUAUGCUGGAUGAACUAGAUGGGAGACGCUGCUGGA